UGUACUGGCAAUCUGCAAUUUCUCGACUGACAUUUCAAUGAAUGACGUCAUGUCAUUUUCUGUCAAUCAUUUCUUUCAUUCAUCAUCACCAAUCAGUUGUGAAAAUGGCGUUAAUAAUGUCGUUUGUGUCGGUUGCGGUAUCGAUAUUGUACACACCGUUUCUUCUGCUAAUAUUGUGUGUGAUAUUCUUGGCUUCCAUUGGAAAAUCCCUCGGUGUGAGGAGGCUGUAUGUCAACAUACUGCUGAAGCUAUUCGAGUAUGGCCGCCAACACAUCGAGGUCGCCAAGAAGGUGCACCGCAGCGACAGCUCCGACGAGGAGGAGGAGCCACCCGUGCCUGACGACAAGCCACCGUCAGCCAUCAUCAAGGAGAACGGCAGCAACGGCUCGACCAAGAUGACGGUGAUCGAACGGGAAGAGAUCCUGGGACCGUCCCCGGAGCUGAACUACAAGCGCAGCAGCAGCCAGGAGCGAGUGCAGAACGGACACAAAAGCCCCGAGGAGAGGGUGAGCCUGGAGUUCAACCUGUCGCACUGCCUGGACCUGGUGAAGGCGGGCAUGGAGUCCAUCAUCGAGGAUCAGGUCACUUCGGUGUUCGAGGCUGAGGAGUUGCGGAGCUGGAACUUGCUCACUAGGACUAACAGACAAUACGAGUUCCUGACGUGGCGGCUGACCAUAAUCUGGGCGAUGGGUUUCAUCGUGCGGUACAUGUUCCUGCUGCCCCUAAGGAUCAUGAUCUUCGUCAUCGGGAUAUGGUGGUUGUUGACGACGACGGCGGCGGUGGGGCUCCUCCCCUCGGGCGGGGUGAAGCAGCGCACCAAUCGCUGCGCGUCGCUGGUGUGCUUCAACUUCCUGUCGCGCUGCAUCUCGGCGGUGAUCAGCUACCACGACGCGCACAACCGGCCGCGGGGCGGCAUCUGCGUCGCCAACCACACCAGCCCCAUCGACGUGCUCGUGCUCAUGUGCGACAACGGAUACUCGCUGAUUGGUCAGCGGCAUGGGGGAUUCCUAGGGCUCCUCCAGCGAGCCCUGGCGAGGGCUUCGCCCCACAUUUGGUUCGAGAGGUCGGAGGCUAAGGACAGACACGCAGUCGCCAAAAGACUGAAGGAACACAUCUCGGUGCCUGGCAACCCUCCCAUCCUGAUCUUCCCUGAAGGCACCUGCAUCAAUAACACUUCCGUGAUGCAGUUCAAGAAGGGAAGCUUCGAAGUAGGCGGCACCAUCUACCCGGUCGCCAUCAAAUACGACCCACGUUUCGGCGACGCGUUCUGGAACAGUUCCCGGUACGGCAUGCUGCACUACCUGCUCAACAUGAUGACGUCGUGGGCCAUCGUGUGCGACGUGUGGUACCUGCCCCCCAUGCACCGACACACCCACGAGUCCGCCGUCGACUUCGCCAACCGGGUCAAGGCGGUCGUGGCCCGGCGGGGGGGGCUCGUCGACCUGCAGUGGGACGGCCAGCUGAAAAGAAUGAAGGCGAAGAAAGAAUGGCGCGAACUACAACAGGAGGAGUUCAGUAAAAGACUAAAAGGGGAAUAGACAUUACGAUUGUGUACAAAUAACAGUGAAUAAAGUGACAGUGAUAUAAACACGUACUACGAGUGAUUUAGUGUUGUGAUGAAACAAGAUGGCCGUUGUUGUGUAUCGGUGUUGCCAGACGAAAAAAAAAUCCCCGGCCAAGUGCGAUUCGGACAAGCGCAAGGGGUUACUUACAAAGUACAUAGUGAAUCGGCGUGAUCAGUGUUUGUGGUUUAAAUACAGCAUGAUAUGGGAUAUUGUAUAUCAAAAUUUCACAUUCCUAAAUAGUUUCCGUUUUGAUAUAGACCCCAUAAAAAAUAGGGUACAAAACUGACACUCUGACAGAUCCCUAUUCCUUUGUUUUUA
Chilo suppressalis (striped riceborer) is the source of this 1883-nucleotide messenger RNA. Lineage: Eukaryota; Metazoa; Arthropoda; Insecta; Lepidoptera; Crambidae. The record is from the annotation of a GenBank genome assembly.